GCGCGAAAGAUGAGGACCGAACCGCGCAAUUCCGGCGUAUAUCGGUCGUAGGAUGCCUCAACCAUCUUUAUUCGCUCCUUGAGCACAACUUGUACCUUUCUCCACAAUGCAAGCACUCGCCCUCCCCGCCGCAGCCACCGCCGGCAUCGCCUAUCUCAACGGACGUUACGGGCUCUCCUACGACUACGGCAUCCUCUCAUCCCUCAUUGUCGCCCAAAUACGCGCCCGUUUAGCCGAGCGUAAUGACAAGCUUAACCUCUUCUACGAGCUCGAAGCGCAAGCAAAGUCGUCGAACCGCCAGCGCCCCUGGAUUAUCUCGGGACACUCCGGAGAGACGUGGAGCUAUGCUGAGGCCUACGAGAUCGUCUUGAAAUACGGAACGUGGCUGAAGAGCAAAGGAGUGCAGAAGGAGGAGGUUGUGGCGAUGGACUUUAUGAACAGCGAGGUGUUCAUAUGGGUGUGGUACGGGUUGUGGAGCAUUGGCGCGAAACCGGCCUUCAUCAACUAUAAUUUGACAGGCGCUCCGCUGUUCCACACUGUGAGGACGAGUACGGCGAGACUACUGCUUGUGGACCAGAAUAGCCAGGAGAAUUUCAAAGAAAGCGUCAUGGCAGAACAUGGUUUCGCCACGGUGCCAGCGACUGCAGGUCAGCAAGACAACCAAGCCGUUUACGGGUUCGAGAGCGACCCGGGCCAGAUUCCCCAGAAGGUCCAACAACAGUCCAAUCUGACUGCACCACAAACACAGUCUGGAGAAGAUGAUUCAGAGUCACAGACCCGUAGACUCGAACUCAUCUUCUUCGACAAGCGCCUGGAAAACUACAUUCUUUCUCUCAAACCGACCCGUGUCCCCGAUUCCGAGCGCGGAAAUCAACAAGUAGGCAGCAUGGCUAUGCUGAUAUAUACAUCAGGAACGACAGGUCUCCCAAAAGCUGCGAUCAUGUCCUGGGGUAAAGCCUUCACUGGCUCAAAGUUCGCCCAGGGCUGGAUUGGUAUCAAAUCCACAGACGUGCUUUACACGUCGAUGCCUCUAUACCACAGCUCUGCCUCUGUCCUUGGGGUCGGUCCCGUGCUGCGUGGCGGGGCCGCAAUCUGCAUAUCCCAGCGCUUUUCCCACAAAACCUUCUGGCCUGAAGUCCGAGCCUCCAAGGCUACAAUCGUCCAGUACGUCGGCGAGACCUGCCGCUACUUGCACUCAGCACCACCUUCGCCCCUCGACAAGCAACACCACGUCCGCGCCUUCUUCGGUAACGGACUCCGACCCGAUGUAUGGAACGCAUUCAAAGACCGCUUCGGCAUCGAAACCAUCUAUGAGUUCUACUCCGCAACUGAAGCUCCAAGCGGUCUCUUCAACAAAUCCACCAACAGCUUCAGCGCAGGCGCCUUUGCCCGCAACGGCACGCUAACCAACGUCCUUAUGGGCGCCUCUCUCCCCAUCAUCCGCAUGGACCCUGACGCCUCCCCGCCAGAGCCCCUGCGCGACCCCAAAACCGGCCUUUGUCAGGUGUGUGAUUGGAACGAGGCCGGCGAGCUCCUCUUCAAGCUCGACGCCGCGAACAUAUCGCAGAAAUUCCAGGGCUAUUGGGGCAACUCGAAGGCGACGUCCUCCAAGAUCCUACGCGACGUGCGCACAAAGGGCGAUGCGUAUUUCCGCUCCGGCGACCUCGUUCGCCGCGAUAAGGAGGGGCGCUGGUACUUCAUCGACCGCAUCGGCGACACGUUCCGCUGGAAAGCAGAGAACGUGUCUACAGCCGAAGUGGCAGACGCCCUGGGCAAACAUCCCGCCAUCGAAGAAGCAAAUGUUUAUGGCGUGCAGGUGCCGCAUCAUGACGGGCGCGCAGGGUGCGCCGCCGUCAUUCUCAAGAACGGGACUAAUAAACCGGACGCUGCGACUCUGAAGUCUAUUGCUGACCACGCAAGAGGGAGUCUGCCGGCGUUUGCAGUACCGCUAUGGCUGAGGGUUACCAAGCAGAUGCACACUACAGGCACAAACAAGCAGCAGAAGCACUUGUUCCAGAAAGAUGGGAUCAACGCGAGAGCGGUGGAGAAGAGGGGAGAUGUGCUAUUUUGGCUGGAUCCGGAGGCAAAGACGUAUACGAGGUUUACGGGGAAGGUGCUGAAGAGGAUCGAGGGGCGCGAGGUGAGGCUAUGAUGGGUUGAUGGGGAAAGGAGGAGAAGACUGGGGUUGGGAUUUAUGCUAUUAAGGGAGGAGUAUAAGGGGGACCCCUUCGAGAUACCAUUAUGUACC
Paraphaeosphaeria sporulosa is the source of this 2248-nucleotide messenger RNA. Its product is annotated as long-chain fatty acid transporter-like protein. Bases 107 to 2152 code for a protein of 681 amino acids. Gene Ontology annotation, molecular function: long-chain fatty acid-CoA ligase activity; long-chain fatty acid transmembrane transporter activity. The transcript has 2 exons. The record is from RefSeq and is a predicted model, not a curated record. Lineage: Eukaryota; Fungi; Ascomycota; Dothideomycetes; Pleosporales; Didymosphaeriaceae.